Neolamprologus brichardi is the source of this 3732-nucleotide messenger RNA. RefSeq names its product transmembrane protein 132D. NCBI's taxonomy places the organism in Eukaryota, Metazoa, Chordata, Actinopteri, Cichliformes, Cichlidae. The record is from RefSeq and is a predicted model, not a curated record.
ACCAAAACCUGCAAAUUCACUAAAAUGAUGUUUCCCCUUCGUUUUCUGUUUCCGGUUGUCGCGAUGGCAGUUCUAACAGCUUUUGAAGGUGCUGAGAUUCCAAGAGUGGCUAAAGACACUGGGACAUUCACCACUCCAUCUCCAGUUUAUCCCACCAUCAAGUUUCAGGUCCUCAAUGUGGACCACGUGUUUGUGAGACAGGACAGUCCACAGCCAUCUGGGAACUCUAGCCUGAAAGCUCAGACUCAGACUUUUCUCAUCACUGGACCUGGUGCUGGGCUUCUCCAGCCAUCUGUCAAUGCUUCAUUUGGCCCCCUGACUCUAGAUGCCUCUAUUCCUUUAGAUUUGCUCCUCAGUGGGCGCAAGAUACUGCCAGUCAUUUUGAGCCGCCAGGUUCGUUCCUCAUCCCCAGUUGUUAAGAUUCUUUUCCACAUGCCCACAGAAAGCAAUAUCACUGCUUGGCAAGAAACAAUGGGCUCUCUAGAAGAUAAUGGGAGGAAAAAUGAUGGAGCUAAGGCUAAGGAUGGAGCUCACUGUGUCACGGCUUAUGCCUUCUGGGAGACGAAAGAGGUUCGUGGGGCUUGUCUGGUGUCUCCUGGCGGCUUUUGUGUGGCACAGCUUAAGCCAGAACCCUCCUGGUUCAGCUCAGCCAGUAGAUCAGGAAGCUCUAGCAGGGAAGCAGAAAGCACUGACGGGAUUAAGGGACUUCAGGGGAACCUUGUGGAAGUCUACUUCCAGAGUCGGCGGGACCAGACUGGCCAGUGCACCCCACAGGAUAGCCUGCAACGAAUAGGAGUGGGACGAGGCAGAGACACUGGUGGAUCAGGGACACCAAUGAGGAGGGUAGGAAGUGUCAGCCUGCUCAAAAGUCCACCAGGGAAUCCCACCUUUCUUCGGCUGAGACUGGGAGGCGCUGUGGUGAUCCAGACUUCUUCAAAGCCCCUCAAGUCUGGUGAUGUCGCAACGUUCUAUGUCUUUCUUGCUAGUACGUCCACCUUGGAAAGUUUCACACUGAGGGCUGCAGUAAAGAUGGGCCUGUCAUUCAGUGCAGCUCGGCCCAGUGACUCAGCACUGUGGGACAUGGUGGUAGAGCCUGGCAGAGGAGCAGCUCCAAACACGGUGUCUGUUGUUUGCCGCAGGAAGGUUGCUGUCACUGCAAAGAGGGGCCUUCUGGAGGUUUUACAACUGGACUUUGUACCAAAAGCUGUUUCACAGCAGGUUGAAAGUCAGACCAUCUCCUGGCGUCUGGAGUUGCCAGGGAAUGUGAAGGAUGUGGGCGUAACGCGGAUCUACACCACCCAGAGAGAUUACGUGGGGCUGGCACCGCUGGUGAUGAACGCAGAUAUAUUGAAUACUGCAGUACUGACAGGAAAAAGAGUUUCAGUCCCAGUGAAAACUCUCGCUGUUGAGGCCAGUGGUUCAGUCACUGACGUGACCAACUACACCAACUGUAGAUCUACAGAUGAGGAUGUGCUCAAGGUGUCAGAGCGCUGCAGCUAUGUAUAUCUAAAUGGGAAGGAAACCAGAGGGAAAAGUAGGAUAAUGCUCAACUUUACAUAUGGUUUUCUGAGUGCCCAGCUGGAGAUGAGUGUAUGGAUGCCCCGUCUUCCCUUGCGUAUUGAUGUGGCUGACCCUGAGCUUAGCCAGAUCAAAGGCUGGAGGGUUCCCGUUACUACUGGAAACAGGAGGUCUACAUGGGACAGUGAAGAAGAGGAGGAGAUGAGGAAAGGCAGGGGUUGCAUGCUACAGUAUCAGCACUCUACAGUAAGGGUGCUCACACCCUUUGUAGCCCAGCCUGACACUGAGGCACUGCCAGACCCGCUAACUGGGGAAAAAACAGUUGAAUACUUUCUGGGUUCUGAUUGGCAGAUAGAUGUGACCAACCUUGUACGCUAUUCUCUAAACAUAGCAGAUCCGGAUAUAGCUAGGGUGCAGGAUGGGGUGGUGCUGCAAGGAAGGGCUGUGGGCACUACCACUGUACAGGUGCUGUCCCCCCUGACGUCAGCGGUCCUGGCUGAGACGAGCAUCAGGGUGGUGGAUGAUAAAGUGAGUGUGACACAGCUCGGAGUGCAGUUGGUGUCUGGGCUCUCUCUGUCCCUGCAGCUCAGUCCAGGGAGCAACAGGGCUAUUGUUGCCACGGCAACCACUAAGGAGACGAUCGUGCAGCGCAAACAGGAAGCAUUGGUCAGCUGCUGGGUUUCUUUCAGCGAUGGGGCAGUUGCUCCACUGGACCUGUUUGACCGCAGUAUCUACUCUCUGACUGUUUCUACCCCAGAUGAGCGGGUGGCCACAAUACGCCGCACUCCACAGUCAGCAUUUGUAGUAGCAGAGGGUGAAGGUGAAGGCCAGGGGGCGCCAGUGAGAGUGGAGCUGAGGAUCUGUGAGGAAUGCCAAAAAUCUAAAAGGAAAAGCAAGCUGGCAGUGGGCUCGGGGCUUCUCAAGAUCAACUUACAGAGUAGUAGCAGAAGUGUAGCAAGAGAAGGGAAAGGAAGCACUGACAGAAGUAAGGAUUUAAAUGGCAGUGCAUCAAAAGUGAUGGGCAAAACAAGUACUGCUGCCACAGAGAUGGAUAAACAGCUCAACAGGGCCAACACAUCUGAUCAGCAAGAGUCUAUUCUGGUAAAAACUACCACUCCAACGACAUUUUCAACUAGAAAUCCACAGGCCCAUGUUGUCUGGAUCGGAAAGACAACCAAAGCACCAAAAGGUUCCACCUAUACUGUUUCUACUGCAGAUUCUCCUACAAGAAUAAAGGAAUUAAACUUAAAUACACAACUUAGCACUGCCAAACCCACAGCAACAGUGGGUGUUGUCCGUAAAGAGGAAGGUCCUGGGGUAAGCUAUGGAAACAUGCUUGACAACCCCGAUGCCUCUCCUGACAAUGAUACUCCUAAAGUAGAAGUUAGACCCAAAAAGGAGCCUCCUAACUCUAAAACUCCCAAAGUAAUUGAGAGUGACCUCAUUAGGACAUUCAAAGCUAUGACUGACAUGGAAAUUGGCAUGUAUGCCUUGGUGGGGGUCUCCUGUGUUGCCAUCUUGGCUUUUCUGCUCAAUUGUGCUUCUUAUAGUCUCUGUUUCAGGAAACAAAAGACCCCCAUACAGGCAGGCACAGCCCCCAGUGGAGACACAAAAGAUCACAAACAUGACUGGGUUUGGCUUGGGAACAGCAAUCACAGUGCUCCUGCCUCAGGUGCCCCGGCUCAAGUGUCCACAGUAAAACGUGAGCCUCAUUGCCCUCUGCAGUCCCGCCACUCGAUAGAUUCCAUGGGUCAUCGCGGCCUGGAAGGCACUCUGCCUACAGUGAGCACCACGGCUGUCCCAGAAAGAACUGCAACCCUAGGACGAAGCAGGAACAGCUCUCAGCACCAGCAGUUUCAAGGAAAGGCAAUCGACCCCAUGGCAAAUCGUUCAGCUACCCUACUGGCGAGGCCACACCGCAGUGAGCCUCUUCAUUCCCCCACCAGUAAGAGAAACCAGGUCCAGUUCACCACCUUCACCACGCUGGACAUCAAGCACUUGGCUGCGCUAAAGAAGAACGGUAUUGAGUUAGACUGGGCCAACCGGCAGAAGCAAAAGCAACAGCAGGCCUCCGCUGAACCUCAAACACCUUUACCUGACAUGCCAUGGCCUGUAGUCAAACCUCUAGGAGAACCCCAGUGAGUUUGUUUAGGUGUGUGUAUGUGUAAAGGAUGUAUAAAAGGAAAACAAAGUCUUUAAUUUUUCUUUAUAAAA